UUAAUAUUAGUUGAACCAAGAGUACACUCUUGGUUGAACAGCUACUUGAGCUAGUGCCAGGCGGAAAUAGCAGUGGAUUAGUGGCUGUACUUUAGUUGUUUUACUAACUGAACAUCGGUAUCCCGUCCAGACUCAGGGUUCCAUGAAACUCGAACGCACUUGUGGUAUAAUCAUUUCAACCAUUUCUUUAGGCCACACCUGAGUUGGUGUUGUUCAACUCCGAAAUGUGGUGUCGCUCCACGAGUAGAUUGUCCCUGUGUGCGAUGGUGCGGACCUGUAGCAGCACUUCACCAUCAGCAUGUUCUCAGCAGGCACAAACGUGGACUCGGAUGGCUGGUGGCUCAGAUAUCAAGGAAAUUCGCGAGCACAUGUGGAAUUCGUUCCUGGGUGUGGACCACCAGCUGCCCUGGAGAAAGGAGCGUUGGACUGCAGUAACUGCAGAGAAGCGUGAAGCAACUGCAUGCGGCGCACCAUUUGAGCCUGACAUUGCACCGCAUAGUGUAGAGGACAGCAAAGUUGUUGGAUACAUUCCACUGGGGACGAGUGCAGAACGUCGCAUAGCCUACAUGAACAUUAUGGGUGGUGUGCGUGCAGGGCUGCUGCUAGAAGACAUGGACAUUAUCGCUGCCUACUCGGCGUACAUGCACUGCUCACAACACGGGAAUCUAGACAAAGCCAAGAAUUUAUCAAUAGUUACAGCGUUGGUUGACCGAUUGGAUAUCCGUGAGAACAUAUCGUUGGAGCGAGACAUUCGCCUCACUGGAAUGGUGACUUGGGUGGGCAAGAGCUCAAUGGAGGUAGCUGUGUUCAUUGAUCAAGAAGAGAAAGGCCCCGAGGAGACUGCAGCAAAAGAAAACACUGCGGCAUCACAAGAUGGGGAUUCGAGCAAUGACAACCGGCAGUGGAAGCGUUUGGCGGAGGCCACACUUGUGAUGGUCGGCCGUAACCCACAGACAGGCAAAGCGGCACAAAUCAACUUCCUGCAGCUGCGUACUCAGGAGGAAAUAGAAAUGUUUCAGCAGGGCGAAAGAAGAAAAGCUGGGCGUCAGAUGAUGGCCAAGGCAUCGCUUACUAGACGGCCACCGAGCGAGGAUGAACGAAGGGCAGUACACGAAUUGUUUCUGGAAACUGUUGAUUCUUCCUCCGCCGCUCUGCAGGAUGAUCCGCGGCUACCGGAGGGUUCGGUGUGGAUGUCCGACACACGCAUGUCCUCUGUACGACUCUGUCAUCCGCAGCAUCGCAACAUGCACAACAAGAUCUUUGGUGGAUAUCUGAUGCGGCAGGCGUUUGAACUUGCCUGGGCGUCGGUGAGCGUGUACACGCAGACCCUUCCACAGUUCAUUGCAAUGGACGACAUAUUCUUCAGAGUGCCCGUGGAGAUUGGAGACAUGUUGGAGUUCAAAUCGCAGAUUGUCUUCACCGAAGGACCGUACCUUCACGUGUCCGUGCACGCAGAGAAGAUUGCAUGCGGCGAUGGAGCGCGUCAGACCACCAACAUCUUCCAGUUCACCUUUGCCAGCCAGGAGAAGAAGCCGCGCCGAGUGCUGCCGAAGACGUAUUCGGACGCCAUGCGCUACAUCCACGGCAAGCGCUGCUACGACAAGACCAUGAAUCGCUUUAACGGCUACAGCGCAUCCUAACUCCUGACUGUGCUGACUGUGUUUGCUUGCCUGAGCCAGUUUGUCUAUAGACUGUUGAGCAUAAUCCGUGCUUGUGUUUACUAGUCAUGUACUUGCUAUGCCAUGGCCGCCUUCAUCAGGUUCACAAACACACCACCGGUUGUAUGCUGACUAUACCUCCAAGCCCUCUAGUAAUGCCGUAAAUAAAUUGUUGAGACUUUCUUGAACCCUAUUUCAAAGUUUGUAUAUGAUACAAUAUGUUUUCAUAUCCACAUCCCAUAUAUUGAUACUUACCUUGCUUUCUUACUCAUAUCUCGCCAUAUAUUUUUAUUCCAAGAUUCCAUUCUUUCAAAACUCCUCACCUUGCUCAUCAUUGUUAGCCCAUCUCAGUAAGUGUUACCAAUGCUACCAUUACAAUGCAGCCAGCGGAGGUACGUGCAUUUUUGUUUCAUUCACCUCGAUAUUUAUUUAUGUAGCUUUUGAACUCGCCUAGCGUAAGCCGCCGGUGCAUUUUCAUCUAGUUUUUUUUGUAGUUUUCUCACUUGAAAACGAAUGUUGAGACCCCGAUCUAGUCUUAGGUUGGACCUUUGUCUAACAUUGAA
Messenger RNA from Sycon ciliatum, 2221 nucleotides. RefSeq names its product acyl-coenzyme A thioesterase 9, mitochondrial-like. Gene Ontology annotation, biological process: acyl-CoA metabolic process. Gene Ontology annotation, cellular component: mitochondrion. Gene Ontology annotation, molecular function: fatty acyl-CoA hydrolase activity. The record is from RefSeq and is a predicted model, not a curated record. The transcript has a single exon. Lineage: Eukaryota; Metazoa; Porifera; Calcarea; Leucosolenida; Sycettidae. Bases 225 to 1640 code for a protein of 471 amino acids.